Messenger RNA from Leptomonas pyrrhocoris, 2184 nucleotides. RefSeq lists its product as hypothetical. The record is from RefSeq and is a predicted model, not a curated record. Gene Ontology annotation, molecular function: protein binding. Lineage: Eukaryota; Euglenozoa; Kinetoplastea; Trypanosomatida; Trypanosomatidae. The coding region runs from base 202 to 2184 and encodes 660 amino acids. The transcript has a single exon.
GCUCUCACACUCGAAGUCGAAGCGACACAGCUGCAUCAAGUUUGUUUUUUCUUCUGUGGUUUGUCUUCGCUUCUUUCCAAACAUAGAGUCGACGUUAAUAGCGGCAGAGUUUUCUUUGUUGUGUUGCGCCGCAAGGCUCUCUUUCGAGACUCAUCGUGUAGACGAUAUCGGACAGGAGGAAAGCGACACCAUUAGAGCACAAUGGAAUCCGUAGAGGCCAUUGAAGUAUUUUCGGACAGCAGCGCCCGCUACCGCUACCGGGUGCCGGUCAGCGUCAUUCGCGAGCUGCAGUACGAAGGCUCCCGCUACAGCGCCGAGUUCGACGUGGGCGGAUGGCUGUGGCGCUUCCACAUUCAGGAGCGCGCCGCGGACGGCCAGCGCUUUCUCGCCCUCCACCUCCAGAGCUGCACACCGGGUGCCGUCGCAGUGCAUUUUAAGCUCACCGCCGUGUGCAUUCGCGACCCCCUGCAGUCGCGCAGCAAGACUUUCAACUGCACCUUCAAGAAGGCUGGCAGCGCGUGGGGUCUCCACCAGUUUAUCCCAAUGGAGCAGCUGCUGCAGGCGGAGGGCGGGUUCGUCUACACGGUGCAGGAGACCGGCACUCGGUGCGUGGACUUUGAGGUGACGCUGCAGGUCAGCAACGGCCGCGAGAACGAGCGCACGCCGCCGGUGCGGAGCGCAACGCGAUCCAUGACCCCGACCCGAGGCAUGAAUGGCGGUGGAAAGGCCACACCGAGCCGCGGUCCCAGUGUGCGGCCGAAUGCGAUGAUGGGCGGUGGGAAUAAUGCAGGCAUGAACCGCAACGGUGGCGGGGGAGGUGGCGUGGACCGCACGGCCUACUCACCCGGCCGCGUCAGCCCGGGCGCCCUCGUGCCCAUGGACACGAGCAUGGAGCAGCCACCACCACAGCGCCGUGGCGGGAGUGUGGCGGUGGGACCGCGACGGAGCUUCUUUAACGACCCCAGCAACAUCAACCACGGCCAGCUGGUGGCGGUGGACAAUGCAUCGAACGUGAGCGGCUCACCCGGCAGACAGGGCAGCGCGGCACCUAUGAACAACAUGAAUAGCAACUACAUUCGCGCCUCCCUCACGUACCCCUUCGAGCACCUGGAAAGCCUGUGCGACAUGAGCUUCGACGUGCAGGGCGUCCGCGUUAAGGCGCACCGGUGUGUGAUUGGGGCGCGGAUGCAGCCGCUGCUGCCGGAGCAGAUGCUGCCCCUGCAGGUUGGCUGCAUCGUCGCGAUUGCGGUGCCGCUGGACGUCUUCACCACUUUCCUGCGAUACGUAUACACGGAGGAGUACCCGGAGUCGGGUGUGCUACUGCCGGAGUCGCUGUUAGACCUUUACCUGCUGGCGGCCGCCUGCGAGUUUUACGACCUCAGCGCCGUCUGCAUCCGCUAUGUGCGUCCGCAGCUCACCCCGGACAACAUACUUCCCAUCGUGCUGACCCGCUACAACGCUGCGGACGAGGUGCUCACCUCCCUCUACCUGCACGUGCUGCUGGACAACUACGACGUGCUGAUUCAAGAUCGUCAGUUUGAGGAGAUCCCCGGGCACCUGUUCCGCCGUCUCUCGCUCAUACUGUAUCGCAAGGAGACGGUGCCGAAUGCACCAAUACCGCCCAUGAAGAACACGCUGGGCAAGCAGUUGGCGUGGCUGGCGGAGUCAGGCGAGUACAGCGAUUACGACUGGCUAGUGGGUCCGCAGCAGUACACCGUGCACGCCCACCGCUACAUCCUCGCGUGCCGCUGCGUGCUCUUCUCCCAAGCCCUCAACCCGCGCAACCCGGCCCCGCUGCCGAACUUCUCCUCGACCGAGUUCGACUUUUCGCUGCGCAGCUGGCAGAAGCUGCUGCUCGGGAUGUACCGCCGACACUUCGACACGGUCCGCGACUUCUCGGCGGAGGACAUCGCGAUUAUUUUCAAGAUGCAGAACGUUCUUGUCAUGGACGGCCAGCUGAAGCGCGAGGCCGACGAGGCCUUCAACAACUCCAACGCGCUGCGCCUUUUGAUAUACGCCGUGAAGCACCAAAUCCCCGAGCUGCACGAGCGCGCCAUCAACUACGUAGCGAGCAACUUCAACGAGAUGAUACGCAACGAUCCGCAGGCGUGGGAGCUGAUCAGCGAACUGCCACAAACCGCCGUUCUUUCUCUCUUUCGCACCGUCACGGAACACCAGCUGUAA